AUGAAGGUAUCACCUUGCUUGAUCAGAAGAAUGUUUUUUGGAUAUCCCCUAACUAAAGCAGGUUCUGGGCUGGUUCAGCACACUAAAGAUGUUUGCUUGAGGUUCUGCAGACCAUGGAGUUCUGCAGCAGCUGCUGACACAUCUGGUGAUGAUGCUUUACUGAAAUGGGGCCUUCUCCUGGUCCCUCUGACCACCUUUGGUCUCGGCACAUGGCAGGUUCAGCGACGGAAGUGGAAAUUAGAUUUGAUUGCACAACUGGCAUCAAGAAUUACAGCAGAUCCUAUCCCUCUGACAUUAGACCCCAUGGAACUGAAGGAGCUGGAGUACAGGCCUGUGAAGGUCCGAGGGCGUUUCGACCACUCCAAGGAGCUCUACAUUCUGCCCCGGUCGCUGGUGGACCCCGAGCGGGAAGCCCGGGAAGCCGGGCGGCUGACAUCCCACCCGGAGAACGGAGCCAAUGUCGUCACCCCCUUCUACUGCACACAGCUGGGGGUCACGAUUUUAGUCAACCGAGGAUUUGUGCCCAGAAAGAAAUUGAAACCGGAGACCAGGCUGAAGGGACAGAUUGAAGAGGAAAUCGAUCUCACGGGGGUGGUGAGGUUAACAGAGACCCGCAAACCCUUCGUGCCCGAGAAUAACAUCGAGCAAAACCGCUGGCACUACCGGGACCUGGAGGCCAUGGCCAGGGUGACCGGUGCUGAGCCCAUCUUCAUCGAUGCAGAUUUCAGAAGCACCGUCCCAGGGGGGCCCAUUGGUGGCCAGACCAGAGUGAGCCUGCGGAACGAGCACAUGCAGUACAUCAUCACCUGGUAUGGUUUAUGUGCUGCAACCUCGUUCUUGUGGUACAGGAAAUUUAUACAGAAGAUACCUCGGUGAGGGGAACGUGUAACCUAUUUGUACUACAGUCAGGAGCAGACUUUUAUGGAAGACAGGAGCCUGAUCAGUCCUGAACAGCUGAAACAGGCAGGAUUUCAGGGCAGUGUUCCACAAACAUGUGCCUCUAGCAAGCUGCAAAUCAACUUUUAAGCAACCCCUGCAGACUCUGAGCUCCCACCAGCGUGACUUGGCUGCAGCUUGGAAGCACUGAACUUAAAACAGUAAUCAAGGACACAUUUUUGUGUUGUGGUUGAUUGUAAGCUACAUUUUAACAUCUGCAGUGCUGCGUUUUCCAAAAGACAAAUCCAAAGGAUUUUGUGAGUCAAAGUUUCUUUGCAUUGAAUAGCCAUUCCUGAGGUCAAGAGUGGCUCAAAGUCGUUGCAUCAGAGUAAAUAAAGGCCUACAGGUCUCUGCUUUGUGA
Messenger RNA from Manacus vitellinus (golden-collared manakin), 1297 nucleotides. RefSeq names its product surfeit locus protein 1. Lineage: Eukaryota; Metazoa; Chordata; Aves; Passeriformes; Pipridae. Gene Ontology annotation, cellular component: mitochondrion; membrane. Bases 1 to 876 code for a protein of 291 amino acids. The record is from RefSeq and is a predicted model, not a curated record. The transcript is spliced from 9 exons. Gene Ontology annotation, biological process: mitochondrial respiratory chain complex IV assembly.